CCUAAUCACUACGUAAUGUGCCGUGCUGCUUCUAGCGGCGCUGGUGACAGUGCUGAAAGCUGUUGGGUAUGAAGUGAAACGGAACUGAAUUUUUGUACCAUCCGCAACUGCUUCAAGUUCAGAUCAUAACAAAGAAACUGAAGAUAAACCUCCAAAACAAGCAAAGUUGCAACGCCGAAGACACGUGGAGGGGAAAAGGAUCACUUCAAAGGUUCGAAACGCAAGAAGUAACCAAAUCCUGUAACGACCAAAGAAGACUCUCAUCAUCCCAACUGAAACACAGAAGAGAAGCAAUCCUACGCCCAUGCAUAUUUUGAGAAGUCAAUAACUGAUCUGAAACCAGAAGUUUGUGCCUACUCAACAGCUUUGACAAAGCACACGUCCCAACGCUGCUCCUAGCCCUCCUCAUCCUCACCACACCUCCGACUCACAGCCGGAGUGUGGAGUGGGCUGCUACCUGCUAGUUUUUCUUCCCCAUAGUUUCCCCCACCACACUCUUUUCUUUCCCACUGUUUUAAUUGUAUUUUUUUUCUAAGCAGUGUUAUUACACCUGCAUUUGCCUUUUUUGCGCUAGAUUCCCCCUUUUUGCUUUAUGCCACCAUUUAGAAACGUGUAAAGUGUGUGUGUGUGCGUGUGUGUGUGUUCGUGUUCAACUGUGUGCAUGAAGAGAUCUGCAGGAACUGUAUAGUCAUUGAGAUUCAGAGAAUUACAAGAUCCUGUACAACAAGUAAAGACAUCCAGCGGUGUAUCAUUGGGUGGUUAGAUCAAAAUAGUACUUAACAGUUAAGCAAAAAAAUCAUUCAAACAAGUAAUAAGUUCAGCAAGUGCUCAAGCGAGUUUAUGGGAAAAUAUGGGCAGCCCCUGGAAAGGCUUUGUUGAGUUUACCUUGCCUGCGUCACCACCCACCGCGUUUGUUAGCGCUGACCUGAGCAGCACCUCCCCUGUCGGACUCAGCCUGUCGCCAUAUGGCCGAUCUAUGAGUUUUGACCCUGGCAUGCUCCAUAACAAUGGGCACACUGCUUACGCAAAUGGCACAGGACCUGGCAUUAGAGAGACUGGUGUGGUGGAGAAGCUUCUGACUUCCUAUGGGUUCAUCCAGUGCUCUGAACGUCAGGAUCGUCUCUUCUUCCACUGUUCUCAGUUCAAUGGUAACCUGCAGGAGCUUAAAAUAGGAGAUGAUGUGGAAUUUGAGGUAUCCUCUGACAGGCGCACUGGCAAGCCCAUAGCAGUGAAGCUGCUAAAGAUAAAGCCAGAGGUGCUGCCAGAGGAGCGCAUCUCGGGCCAGGUGGGGCCAGACCUGCACGCCUAUCCCUUUACUGUGCUGCAUGGUUAUAUUCAUCCAGUUGUCUCAUCAAUUCCGGUACACUUGGAUGGGAAAUCUGCUCCUGGCCAAGUUCCCACUGGUAGUGUUUGCUAUGAAAGAAAUGGGGAAGUGUUCUACCUUACCUACACUCCCGAUGAUGUGGAGGGUAACAUCCACCUGGACACGGGUGAUAAAGUCAGCUUUUACAUGGAGACCAACAAACAUACUGGUGCAGUCAGUGCUCGUAACAUUCAGCUUGUGAAGAAAAAGCAAAUGAGGUGCCAGGGUGUGGUGUGUGCUACAAAGGAGGCCUUUGGCUUCAUUGAGAGGGCUGAUGUGGUGAAGGAGAUCUUCUUUCACUACAGUGAAUUCAAGGGUGAUCUGGAUGCUCUGCAGGCUGGAGAUGAUGUUGAGUUCACCAUCAAGGAUAGAAAUGGUAAAGAAGUAGCCACAGAUGUGAGGCUUCUCCCACAAGGAACAGUCAUCUUUGAGGAUAUCAGCAUUGAGCAGUUUGAAGGCACAGUUGUCAAGGUCAUUCCCAAGGUUCCCACCAAAAACCAGAACGACCCCCUACCAGGUCGCAUCAGUGCCCAGAUUGGUUUCGCUGACAAGGAACUACCAUUUGGUGAGAAGGACACAAAAUCCAAGGUGACGCUUUUGGAGGGUGACCACAUACAGUUCAACAUCUCCACUGACCGCAGAGACAAACUGGAGAGGGCAACAAACAUCGACAUCCUCCCUGACACCUUCGACUUCACCAAGGAGAAACGUGAAAUGGGGGUGAUAGCAGCUAUACGCGAUGGCUUUGGCUUCAUUAAGUGUGUGGAUCGGGAUGCAAGGAUGUUCUUUCACUUCAGUGAAGUGCUUGAGGAGACCCAACUGCACAUCUCAGACGAAGUGGAGUUUACUGUUGUGCCUGUAGGUCCUGUUUAUAAGAUUUUCACAAAAGACAUGCUCUCUGCUCAGAGGAACCAUGCUGUGCGCAUCAAGAAGCUGCCCAAGGGUUCGGUGUCUUUUCAUACUCAGUCUGAGCAGCGCUUCAUGGGUGUGGUGGAGAAAGAAGUUAUUGGGCUCACGAACAAGAAUGCCAGUCCCACCAAGGGCAAGGAGAAGAAAAAAGACAAGGGUAAAGUUAUAGAGAAGGAAUCAGAGGAAGGAGUGAUUACAUAUGAAGACUGCGGCGUGAAGCUCACUGUGUCGUACCAUUCUAAGGACCUAGAGGGAGGAACUCAGCCACAGGCUGGAGACAAGGUGGAGUUCUCGAUCAGCGAAGUGAAGCGAACAGGCCAACAAAGUGCAGUCUCCAUCAGGGUCCUUAACCGCAAUGCCUCCAAUGCCAAGAGACUGCAUGGAUUUGUUGCCACCCUGAAGGACAACUUUGGCUUUAUCGAGACGGCAAAUCAUGACCAAGAAAUCUUCUUUCACUACAGUGAAAUGUGUGGAGACUUGGAUAGCUUGGAGCUGGGUGACACAGUGGAGUACACUCUUUCUAAGGGGAAAGGAAACAAAGUCAGUGCUGAAAAGGUUACUAAAGUGGCUGCAGUGAAUUGCAUUGGUGAGGAUGUCAGUACAACAGUGAUGAUGGGGAAAGUCAUCCGUCCUUUACGCAGUGUAGACCCCUCCCAGACAGAAUACCAAGGGCUUAUUGAAGUUGCAGAGGAAGGGGGAACAAAAGGCCAGAAUUAUCCCUUUGGGAUCAUGGGUAUGGCAAACAAGGCCGAUUGUCUGCAGAAAGGAGAACUUGUGAAGUACCAGGUCUGUACAGUUGCUCAGACCGGACAGAAGAUGGCCUGUAAUAUCGUCCCUCAGCGUAAAGCCUUGGUGGAGUGUGUCAAGGACCAGUUUGGCUUCAUCACAUAUGAAGUUGGUGAGAGCAAGAAAUUGUUCUUCCAUGUAAAAGAAGUGCAAGAUGGCCUGGAGCUUCAAACCGGGGAUGAGGUGGAGUUCUCGGUUGUCCUUAAUCAACGCACAGGAAAAUGUAGUGCCUGCAACGUACGCAGAGUCAGUGAAGGGCCUAAACAAGUGGUGGCGCCUCGCCCUGACCGUCUGGUGAACAGACUGAAGAGCAUCACACUUGAUGACGCCAGUGCACCUCGCCUGGUAAUUGUAAGACAGCCCCGUGGUCCCGACAAUUCAAAGGGCUUCAGCGUGGAGCGCAAGACUCGUCAGCCUGGUGUCAUCGACUGAGCAAUACAGAGCCCGCCUCAUGUCCCAUAGGGCAACAGCAGGAGAUAAGGGAUUUUGAUUUGACACAUGCUUGUACACACAAAUUGCCACACAAAACAUGCACACACAUACAGUAAUCAGCAUGUGUAAUCUUUGUCCCCAUUGAAACCUGCAAGGGAACCUUUCUCAUUCCACAGUUCCCUGCGUCCCAUGUAUGAUGUACUUGAUACAGAGUCCACACUGCUGUGUACAUGGGAUCUCUAAAUGUGUGUGUGUGUGUGUGUGUGUGUGUGUGAGAUGUAUACUAGAAGUGAUUAGUGUGUAAUGGAGGUAUUUGUUUCUGAGGGCCUUGUCCCUCUAAAUCAGAGUGAUGACUGUGUGGCUGUCUGUCCCUAUCUUUUCAAUCUGCUUUGUCUGGAAUUCUGCACCUCUAAUCUGUCUAGUAGUUUGCCUGGGUGAAUGAGUGACUGUUGGCAUGUCUUUGAGCUUGUGGCCCCCUUUUUUUUUUUCUCCUUCCUAUUUGCUCCUUUGCCCACAGAAACUUCGAUGAUUACAUUUAUCAAGUUUCAAUUUUCUGUAUGCUUUCCUACAAAACAUAUAAAGCAAAGUUCCCUCCAUAAGGAGGAUCAUAUUUCUCAUAUGUGCAAGCUUAAACUGAGGAUUCUUCUCUGCUCGUUUAUUUUGAGCAGUUUUUAAAAUGCUUUAUUGAAGAGCUGAGGUGAAAGCAUGUUUUGUGUGAUGUAUGUGAAUGUCAAAGUAGUCAAUCUAAUGGGAUUUACUUUACAAAUCUGGAGCCUUUAGAUACCUUUUUGGUAUUCACAUGCUCCACGUAAGCAAUUUUUCCUGGGUGCAGAAUUCCCUGCGGCAUCUUAUAUCUGCAGUUCUUUUUAUACUAUCUUUUUUUUUCUUGCACAUAUUUUUUUUUUUUGCUUUUCUUUUCAUUGACUCGAUCUGCUAAUAUUGAAUUAAGUAAGAAAUAAGGUGCCUAAAACUACAAGUAAAGUGAAAUAAAAAAAAUUAAAAAAACAAAAAAGAUGUAUCCUGUUCCCAGCCAACCGCCAAAAUAUUCAGAACAAUCUUAGGGUGGCUGCCUUUUCUAGUAGAAAUAAUAAUAUGCAUCCCAGACCUGUGGGUUGAAUUAUACUUUAUGUAAUGUGUGCUUUUUUUUUUCUUAGUGGAAGUUAAUACUUCAGACAUAAUAAAAAACAAAUUUAACUUAAAUGAGAAAGGUAAAGUAUUAGAAAUUCAGUUUAAAAAAAAAGCAUUAAAAUUCAGGAUAUCGGUUAUUCUACUCUAAAGAAAUGGUGGGUGAACUGUUGUGCCUCUGCACAUUUGAGUUACAGUCAAAAUUGCUUUCAACUUCAGAGAUCACUGGGUUUCAGCUGAACCACAUACAGAGGUUCUCAUGUACUUUUGUUAAUGGUCUUGAAUGAAACAAUUGAAUUAAAAUUUUAUGAAAAUCA
This is a messenger RNA of Solea senegalensis (Senegalese sole), 4932 nucleotides long. RefSeq names its product cold shock domain containing E1, RNA-binding (gene csde1). NCBI's taxonomy places the organism in Eukaryota, Metazoa, Chordata, Actinopteri, Pleuronectiformes, Soleidae. Bases 851 to 3490 code for a protein of 879 amino acids. The record is from RefSeq and is a predicted model, not a curated record. Gene Ontology annotation, molecular function: nucleic acid binding. The transcript has 23 exons.